CUUAUUCUGUUAUAUCCGGGACGUGAUUGGGCCCGGCAAUUAAUUAAAUUUGGGAUGUAUUUUGGGAUGUAUCCGUCGUGUGUCUGGUUGUUUUUUUGGUUUGUUUGUUUGUUUGUUUGGCCGUAGCAUCUGUGCCGAGGAGUAAUAAAUAGUGAGCACGCACCCAUGCGCGCUUCUCCUCUUGCGUGGUACUUUGCUAGCGAGCACCGAACUCGUGGUGGAAUCUUCCUGCUCUCGGGCCGCGUGGGCUGUAGGUCUCUGGCGCCUUUCCUUUUCCUUUGGCUUCUCUUUCCACUUACAAACUUUUUUUUUUCAGAUGCAAGACUGCUUACAAAUCAUUUCCCAUACAAAGACAACUGGACAGCCUCCACCUCACCAAGACAAGCGCCUAUAUACAACUACCAAGAGCUAUGCAAAUAAGGCCCGACUAAAUCUGUUAGGCGGGUUUCAUCUUCGGAGACAAGAGGUUUGGAAACAGUCACUCAUCUAAAUUUAGACCUUCAUGUGUAAUUGUG
Messenger RNA from Amoebophrya sp. A25, 515 nucleotides. Lineage: Eukaryota; Dinophyceae; Syndiniales; Amoebophryaceae. The record is from the annotation of a GenBank genome assembly.